AUGGGUAUUGAACAAACAAAGCUAUCUAUUAAUGAACUUCUGGAUCGUUCAACUGGAACAGUAAUAGAUGAAAUUGAAAAAUUAAUAGAUAAUUCUGAAGAUGACAAAUUAUAUCUCAAUUCAAAAUUUGUUUUGCCUGAGGAUAUUAAAAAUAAAAUAAACAGUUCACCAUUUCCCAAGGAUUCACAACUUUUACUAUAUAAAAACGAUUUUAACCUGGGAAGCAAUGUAUUGUUACAAGAAAUUAGCAAACUUACAGUUUUUUUGAAUUUAUGCGGCAUUAAAUGUUCUAUAUGUAAGCUAUAUUGUUUAAAACAAAGAGAUUAUAAUAGUGUUCAUGAUUGUCUUACAGAUCACAAAUGCCAUUUUGAUUGCCAAUUUGAUGAAAGUCAUUCUGAACAAAAAAUGCAGAAAGGAGUAUGCAAACAUGAAGGCGGACAUGAUGGAAAGCAUUUUUGUGAUAAAAUCAGACAUGAAUGUGGAGAACCUUGUUAUUUAUCUAACAAAAGAAAUUGUAGCAAAUUUUGCACAUAUGAAGUGGGCCAUUCUGAAAGAGAGCAUAGCUGCAAAUCAAUUCACCAUUGUGGUGCAAAGUGUUCAUUAAGAAUAAGUAAAAAGAACAUGAAAUAUAAAUGUCCAAAUUAUUGCACUUUGCCAUAUGAUUUAAAGCACGAUGAUAAAAAACAUCGCUGUGAGAGUACUUCAUGUCCUAUAUCUUGUUCAAUGCCAAAUUGCAACAAAAAAUGUAUUAGCAACAAUUAUCGUCAUGCAUUAGAUGGAAAUGAUAUUUAA
This is a messenger RNA of Dentiscutata erythropus, 792 nucleotides long. Lineage: Eukaryota; Fungi; Glomeromycota; Glomeromycetes; Diversisporales; Gigasporaceae. The record is from the annotation of a GenBank genome assembly.